Molecule: messenger RNA, 2787 nt
Organism: Fusarium subglutinans
Lineage: Eukaryota; Fungi; Ascomycota; Sordariomycetes; Hypocreales; Nectriaceae
Product: adenylosuccinate lyase
Exons: 12
Coding region: 1-2787 (928 amino acids)
Source: RefSeq, a predicted model, not a curated record
AUGCAGUUUUUCAUUCUCGCUGCUAUAAUCGCAGCGACGAUCGGAAAAUACUCCGAUGCCGUGCGCUCUGAAAUACCCGCUACACGAUCCUUCUUCUACGUCGGCGGGCGGUACGACCAUGACGGUGACGGCGGCCAUGUUUUUCGGGACCAGAUGUAUGUUGAGAAACUCGCCCCCGUAAGGGGAGCUUGGAAAGACACGCCUAUCGUUAUGAUUCACGGUAUGGCGCAGACAGGCACGAAUUUCCUGAAUAAGCCCGACGGCGGAGUUGGUUGGGCCUCGAGGUUUAUUGAGCAGGGAUAUGAGGUGUACAUUGUUGACCAGACCUUUCGGGGAAGAUCUGCUUGGAUGCCUGGGCAAGGCGCUGCGAAGCUUAGCACCCUUUCGGCCGAGGCUGUGGAGGUUGCGUUUACUGAUUCGAGGACGCAUAUGCUCUGGCCUCAGGCUCUGAACCAUACCCAAUGGCCUGGCUCUGGGGUUCGGGGCGAUCCAGUGUUUGACGCGUUUUACAGCUCGAAUGUGGAGUUUGUUGAUAAUACGACCUAUCAGCAGACUUCGGUUCAGGCAGCUGGUGCAGCCUUAUUGGAUAGGAUUGAGAAACCGGCUGUUCUUCUGGGACAUAGUCAGGGAAGCUUCAUGCCUACUUUGAUUGCUGACAUGAGGCCGAACCUUACGAAGAGCAUUGUUCUGCUAGAAGCUGCUGGACCGCCGUUCAAAGAUGAGAUUUUCAAGUUUGGCGGAGAGUUUCCUAGGCCAUGGGGUCUGUGGGAUGUUCCUAUCACGUAUGACCCUCCUGUAGACGACCCGAAGAAGGACCUUGUCCAGAAGGUUCAUGCCCAGAAAGAUGAUUUGUCUACAGAGUGUAUACUUCAGGCAGAUGAACCUUCGCCCCGAAAGUUGGUCAACUUGAUGGACAUUCCUAUUCUUAUUGUCACAGGUGAGGCAUCAUACCAUAUGCCUUAUGAGCACUGCACGGCUGCGUAUUAUAAACAGGCGGGAUGUUUAAAGACGGAGCUUAUUGAGUUGGGAACUAUUGGGAUUCAUGGGAACGGGCAUAUGCUUAUCAUGGAGAAGAACAGUGACGAGAUACAUGCUGUUGUCGAGAAGUGGAUACUCAAGUAUCUGCUGUUCUCCCGUUCCAUUAAAAGUCUUUCCAACCAUGCCUCGCACCCAGUCAGUUUCUCUCCCCUUUCAACCAUUUCCCUAGUUAAGAUGUCCAACGCAGGGUCAUCCUCUACUGCCCUCACCAGGGCGCGCAACAGGCCCUGCGAGAUGGAAAACCUGUUCAGCCGAGAAUCUCGGUAUACCGUCUGGCGAAAACUUUGGCUAUGGCUUGCUGAAAGCCAAAAGCAGCUUGGCAUCGUCUACCGCGUCCCCAUCCCCGACACCAAGCCUCAGAGGUUCACAGUAGAGAGAAUAAUCGACGAUGAGGGUCUGGAACAGCUGAGGCGCUGUAGUCAAGUCCUGAGCUACCAAGUUCAUACUGCGCAAAUGCGCUCACUGAUGGGUAAUUUCCUAUGUGAUCUCCGGGCUCAAUAUCACUACGUCACUGAUAUAGACGCCCCUCGAUCUGAGCACUGGCUCAACAUUGGCGUCACCCACGACUACACCCUCGAGAACACGGAGCAGAUUCUCAUGGCUCAAGCCCUGGAUAUCCUGAACACCAAGAUCUCGAUGCUUCUCUACCGACUUCGAAAUUUUGCCAUGGAUCACAGGUCUGCACAAUGUGUCAUGUAUAAGCCAGACUCCGAUAGACCUAUCUACGUUACAACAAUCGGAGGGAGAGUUGCUUCUUGGGCUAGGGCACUCGUCGAAGUUCUGUGGGCUUUUCAAAGGCUUCGAUGCAGCAUUCGAUCGGCUGGUUCUCAGCCAAUUACUCAAUGUGAACAGGGAAACAUUGACUAUUAUGACAAGCCAUCCAUGCGGGAACACUUCGAGGGUGACGACUCAAAGUGCGAGAAGUUAGAUGAACUCCUUUGCCAAAGGAUGGGGCUUGAAAAGUGUCACGCACUAACUCCUCAGAAGCACUAUUUCACAUACCGCGCCGAGACUAACGCACUUUUGGGUCGCUUCUGCCAUGCUCUAGGCGAAAUAGCUCUUAAUGCUGUUGAAGAUCUGGACCAUUUUCACUCUAGUGAGCAGAUGGUCGAGAAAAGGGCGAGGAACGAUGGCUCCCCUGUCACAGCGGACGAUCCAUUGUACAGACAGUCACCGCUCCUUAGGAUUGCUGCAGAAGCACUCAUGCAAGCGGCACUCACUUUCAAGGAUCCCCAAGUGCCCAAGACCAUUAGAUAUGGGGAAUACAUCAUGGCACGGCUGUUCAAGCACGCGGCACGAGUCGUCAGGGUACUCCAAAGCAUCGUCGAAGGUCUUUACUACGAUGCUGUGAAAGCCAACGCCCUCAAGUGGCUCGAGAUGCCAUUCAUGAUGAGAGCCCCUCUCAUCGCUAGAUAUACCCUCCGCGGCGAGGAUUCAAUGACUAUUUUGUGGCAUCUAAGAAACGUUAGCAUGUGGGUGAUGCACCAACCAUCUCAGCUUCAAGCGCAAAGCUUUGUGGCCACACUCCAGUGCCACGAAUUCUUCAACAACCAUGCUGGCGAAGUUAACAAUGCUAUCUUGUCGGUUCAGGAUGUCAAACAUAUUGUAAAAGAAGUCAAAGAUAUUUGUGGAGGGAACGGUAUCGUCGCCAGGAGACUUCAGCCUUACUCGGGGUAUAUUCGAGAGAUGACAGCUGGAGAGAUGCGCCUGCAGGCACCUCUGAUGAUUGAGGCUGGCCGUCGUCACUAG